GAAGCUUGGGUCAGAAAGGCCAGUGAAGAGCGAAAUCUCCGGACCCACAGUUAGGUAGUUUACAGCGAAGGGCAGGUAUGCACCUGCUCUCCCGCAGCCGGGCUCUGAGCACCUCACGUCAGUCCUCUCCGACUGCCCUUGUCAAACGCCUGACUCGAUGCUGACGAUCGCCCCCUGCCAAAACCUAUGCUUCCUCGUCCCCAACCUGCGGCAGCGCCUCUGACUACACUUAGCCUUCUCGCCCGGGCCUCUUCUCCCGUUGCCCUCCUCCUCUCUCGCCACCACCGCCAGCAGGGCGCGCGUGGGGACAGCCCUGGUCGGCAGGAGGGGGCGGGUCCUGCGACCGGAAGCCGGAAGCCGCAAGCCGGAAGCGGGGCUGGGAGGACGUGUUCCGAGGAAGCCAGGGCCGGACCGGCGGGGCCGGCGACAUGGAGCCGCUUUACCAGCAAACGCACAAGCAGGUCCACGAGAUCCAGUCUCACAUGGGACGCCUGGAGACGGCAGACAAGCAGUCUCUGCACUCAAUUAUUCUUUUUUCUCUUUUGUGCAGUAGUAGAAAACGAAAUCCAAGCAAGCAUAGACCAGAUAUUCAGCCAUCUAGAACGUCUGGAGAUUUUGUCCAGCAAGGAGCCCCCUAACAAAAGACAGAAUGCCAAACUGCGUGUUGACCAGUUGAAGUAUGACGUCCAGCACCUGCAGACCGCUCUCCGAAACUUCCAGCAUCGGCGGUACACAAGGGAACAGCAGGAGAGACAGCGAGAGGAGCUUCUGUCUCGCACGUUCACCACUAACGACUCUGAUACCACCAUCCCAAUGGAUGACUCGCUGCAGUUCAACUCCUCCCUCCAGAAAAUUCACCACAACAUGGAUGACCUCAUUGGAGGAGGGCACAGUAUUCUGGAGGGACUGAGGGCCCAGAGACUGACCUUGAAGGGGACUCAGAAGAAGAUCCUCGACAUUGCCAACAUGCUGGGCUUGUCCAACACCGUGAUGCGGCUCGUUGAGAAGCGGGCUUUCCAGGACAAGUACUUUAUGAUCGGUGGGAUGCUGCUUACCUGUGUGGUCAUGUUCCUCGUGGUGCAGUACCUGACGUGAGCCAGCCACGGCCCAAGGCUACCAUCGUUCCCGCCGAGUGAGCGUCUGCGUGAGAGUGUGUGCGUGAGCGCGAGAGGGGGGCCCAGAGGCUGCCUUCUGAAAUGUAUGCCCUUCUUAACUGUGAAGACCACUCGGAAGUAAUUGUGAUCUGUAACCUAGUGGGAGUUUCAAACCUGCUCUGUGUUCUGUGGUACCUUGGAGGGGGGAGUUAGUGCCCCCACGAUGCACGGCGCUUAGGAAAUGAAAGAAGUACCUGUUCUCUCUCUCUCUUUCUUGCCCUCACUGGGGGAGGAAGUGACGGUAAGGGUAAGGGAGGAAGCAGGAAGGAGAAGAUGGCUUUGCCGGUUUUGUCCACGUAGCUGCUGCGCACCCUGGGAAGGCUUUCAUAGUGAGCCUUGCAGAUAGGACUGUCCACUUUGUCAUCGUCUGGCCUCCUGGCUCCUAAUGGGUAGGUCAGAGCAGAAGCAAAACGAAGGAGGGGAAAGAGGCCUUCUUUCCCUACAUCGUUGUAACAGAUGGAUUUCCAUGCUCUUUUUUUUUUAAAGAUUUUAUUUAUUUAUUUGAGAGCAAGAGAAUGAGAGGGAGGAGGGUCAGAGGGAGAAGCAGACUUCCCGCCGAGCAGGGAGCCCGAUGCAGGACUCGAUCCCAGGACUCUAGGAUCAUGACCUGAGCCGAAGGCAGUCACUUAACCAACUGAGCCACCCAGGUGCCCGAUUUCCAUGCUCUUGUUACUAGCUUCCCCCAUCCGCCAGGGACAUGCAGGUGAUUAACUGCCGGUACUUGUCACCCUUCCCUGGAAGCAGCUACCUAGAGGAGACAGAGGCACUGAUGCUAUUGCAGAAGCUCGUAAGAUUUUCCCCAUGAGGGUGUUGGGUGUUGCUCCUUUCUAAAGUGAGGCCAGUAUUAUUCCCUGAGAAUGUUCGGUCUUGAGACUGAAGACCCUGAUCGCUGAUUUUUUUUUUCCCAGUGGUUAAUAGAAUGGGUGGUUUCUGCGGUUCCAGGACUGCAGCCUGGGGUCACGGCCAGGCCCUGGUGGGCCUUUGCCCCUGAGAAAGUCGCCGUAUGCGGAGGUUAGUGUUGUGUCCAUUACGGCGUCUUCUCUCGUUUUAGCGUCUCUGAUUCUCUGGCUGUCUUCCCUUCCCUGAAAUCUAGCAGCUGCCAGCCAGGCCCCCAUUCUGCCCAGCCAGUGUGGGCAGGCACCACCCUGGAGACAUCCCUGGUGUCCUGUGGGUCUCUGUUGUCAGGGACCAGGACAUUUUUCCCUCUCUGACCAACCCUGGAUCAAGGCUGCACCAGGACCUGGUGCACUGUGGAAUUUAUUAUAAAGCCAGCCUCUCUGUUGUGAGUGAGCACUGCAGGUUCCAGAAAGACGUGGUUAGCAUGUGUUUUCAUCUGUCACAGGCCCUACCAGCCCCUAAGCUCACUAGCCUUGUGGCAAGACAUAAAAUAAUACUUGGAAUUUCCCAGAACUGGAACCCGGGUCAGUAUUAAUCCACCUGGGAUUGUCCUGCCCCACCUGCGUCCUAUGUUUGUUUUUUGUCACCUGGACGGUCAUCUGUCUUCUCUUCCUUUUCUGUGUGUGUUCCAUUCCACCUCCCUUGUUUACCUCCCACCUGUUUCUGUAGCAAUUUUGGUCUUUUUAGGCAUACCUUCUGGCGAAUGUGUCUUAAUUGUCACAGAUUUUUCAACAUGAGUUUCCCCUGGCACUGAUUUCACACUUGGUGGGCCCUCCAUUGCUCCUACCCCUCUGUGCUAACCAGGGGCCCUGGGUUUCCAAGGAAGGGGGGGUCUAGGACCCCUUCAUAAAAGGGUUGCGGGUCCUGCCGGAGUAAGAGCAGUGGCCUGGAGGGUAGACAGAGGAGUCUGGGCGUCUUCAGACCUAGGUCUGACUUUGGGGAGGUGAAAUUUCCAGCACCCCUAGCCCCCCUGCCAGCACGGGGAUCUCAGCAGUCCAUAAAAAGGGUUCCAUAAAAUGGAUUUUUGAACUGCACAGACCCGGUUGUCCUAUUCCCUUGGGCAUCUAAGGAUCCUGCCGAAGAGCAUCCUUUAGAGGAAGGUGCGUAAGGAACAACUAAGCCAUGUGGACCUGACUCGGGGCGGGGGCGGGGGGGUGGGCGGUGGGUGUGGAAACUCCCCCAGCACCCCGUCCUGCACGGCUGAUGUGAUAGAUCUAUUUGUAGUGUACGCCAGCGUGCUUCCACACACGCCCUCCCAGUGAGCGCUGGUCUUGGUGAGCCAGAGCUAAGGCUUUCUGUCCUGCUGUACUUAGAGAGCCAUCCUCCCGACUUUGUAAUAAAAGUUAUGAAGGCAGUUCGUGGGUCUUUACCACCUGGGGCUAAGGAACAGCCCCCACAGUGUGUCUGGAGACCCAGAGGCACUGAGAUGGCACAAACUGGCUUUCAGGGCCUUGUGAGGAACACCCCUUGGCCUAACUGGGUGCUCCUGUCUCCACAACACCCCCCUCUCCCCUGCCAGAGCGAAGGGAAGCGCUCCAGGCUGGGGAAGGAGCACCCUCUGGUGGAGCUGGGGUGAAGUCUUAGGUCACGCAGGUGCACGAACCUCCAGGGGACAGGAUCUGUGACCCUGUACAGGAUUUGGGUGUGUGUGUGGCAGUUGAAGACAGGUGUUUUGUCAAAGAACUUGGGAUUAUCUUCAUUCCAUGGACGUUUACUCCAGGGGUGACCACUUUAAGAAAAACCAAACUCAAAGACCCAAGUCAGUAGGAGAGUCUUGAUUUUUAUACGAGGCUUCAACUGCUGGGAUUUCCCAGGGUCUUUUGCCCUGAUGAAUUUAAGUGGAUUUGAUUUGCAGAUUUGCAUUUACACCCAUUGUUUUUGAAACACGUCAGUUAAAUAGAGUUGAGAUUGAUACAUUUUUUAGAAAAUUGUCUUUUAUAACUAAUGGCCCCUUUUUUAAAGUUUCCAGGCCAGAGAUUCUCAAACACUGCUCUGUGGCCAGGGGCUAGGCUGGCUGCCUCAGAAGCAGCUGGGAAACUUUUUUAAAAUUCUAGAUUCCUGGGGGCCUAUCCCAAACCUUCUAAAUUAGAGUAUUUUUUAAGUCUCUAAGGUAAUUCUGAUGUGUGUAUUUUGGAACCACUGUCUUUUAGACACAAGGCUUUUGUCUUAAUCAAAGAUGGUAUCAUUUGAAAAUAAAUGCUGAACUAGGCGGGCA
Molecule: messenger RNA, 4266 nt
Organism: Mirounga angustirostris (Northern elephant seal)
Lineage: Eukaryota; Metazoa; Chordata; Mammalia; Carnivora; Phocidae
Gene: GOSR2
Product: golgi SNAP receptor complex member 2
Exons: 6
Coding region: 187-1095 (302 amino acids)
Biological process (GO): intra-Golgi vesicle-mediated transport; vesicle fusion
Cellular component (GO): SNARE complex; ER to Golgi transport vesicle membrane; Golgi apparatus
Molecular function (GO): SNARE binding; SNAP receptor activity
Source: RefSeq, a predicted model, not a curated record